AUGAGAGAACACCAAGAAAGGGUCGAUAAGACACCGGGCUCCCCUAAGUUCUUGUCAAAGAGAGAUGUCGGCCGGUUCGUCGAGCAGCCGUAUAGUGAUGACGCCGCCCCACAUGCCAUACCAAAAACCUUUAAAAAUCCGUUGUACGUCAGGAUAUAUGAUGGUACGACCAACCCUGAAGAUCAUGUGACUCACUACGUCACCGCUAUGAAAGGCAAUGACCUCGCCAAAGAACAAGUAUCUUCCAUUUUGUUGAAAAACUUUGGUGAAGCGCUCACAGGAGGAGCGUUAACAUGGCAUUCACAACUACCUACACUCUCCGGGAGAGGGAUUGAGGAACUUCCUCGCCAGGUUCAACCGAGUAAGGAUGACCCUGCCGAACGUAUCAGAAGGGAUAGUGGUCGCAUCCUUUCAGAUUGGGCGGAUUCGAGGGCGACAAGAAAGUUACUAAGUCGAAUGAUAAAGUACCCUCCAACCACUUUGGACGAAAUACACAACGAAUAUUAUGCCAAGGUCCGAGCAGAUGAGGACAACCUCAAUAGACCAACUCACCGAUUGACUUCGGUACAAGCUGAACCCAGAGAAGACCGAAGAAAUGAUACUAGAAGAGAUCUCGUAGCUCCGCGAUCUAAAAGAAAUAGUCUAUACUUAGAGAAGCUCAAACAAAAGGUAAAGUGGCCACAGAUGAUGAGGUCAGAUUCCAGCACCAGAAAGUCAGACGCCCUCUACGAGUUCCAUCAAGAACGAGGGCACAAAAUCGAAGAUUGCAUUGCCCUAAGGCAGGAGGUCAAAAACAUGUUACGACAAGAAUACCUCAAAGAGUUGCUGAGCAACUGGGAAAGGACCAACUUUCUCAGAGGACGUGAACAAGACCAAGGACCGCUAAAGCCGCCCUCACCAGCUUGUACCAUCCACAUGAUCAUCUGCCGCGGCGACAAUGCUUCCAUCAACAGCGUGAAGUUCACUACUUCCCACAAGCUCAAACGGUCAAUCACUCGCGAACGGUAUGGCAAACUCGAAGAAAGUAUCUUCUUCGAUAAUUCGAAUACAAACGGGUUGGCUUUUCCUCACUAUGAUGCCCUUGUCAUCACUUUACAAAUUUUAGAUAUCGAUGUGAGACGUAUUUGA
This is a messenger RNA of Nicotiana attenuata, 1128 nucleotides long. RefSeq lists its product as uncharacterized. NCBI's taxonomy places the organism in Eukaryota, Viridiplantae, Streptophyta, Magnoliopsida, Solanales, Solanaceae. The coding region runs from base 1 to 1128 and encodes 375 amino acids. The transcript has 3 exons. The record is from RefSeq and is a predicted model, not a curated record.